GUUUGUAAAUGCAUCGUGAAAAGGCAGCCCAGAAUGAAGAAAGCAGGCCGGAGUGUUGGCUCGGUGCCGAAAGUGUCUGGGGUCGGUAAAGCACCAGCCGUGGAGAAAGCCAAGGCCGACAGCAACGUGGCCACAUCUGCAGCCAGCAAGCUGGUGAAGCCGGGAGCUGCCGCACCACUGGCAAAGACCAAGAGCAGUGAUGACCUCUUAGCUGGAAUGGCUGGAGGGGCAGCAGUGAGUAAUGGUGUGAAAGGGAAGAAGACGCCCUGCUCAUCCGCCACCAUGCUUGCACCCGCCCCCACCAUGAGCACCAUGGAAAGCAAAGUCAAGCUCGGCACAGGAACCAGCUCCUCUGCCAAGCGGAGCACAUCCACAGGAAACAAAGAAUCCAGCUCCACAAGGGAGAGACUGCGUGAACGCACCCGAAUCCCCCAGAGCAAAAAACUCCCUGCCGCAACCCAGGGUGCCCAUGACGUGGGACUGGCCAAGCGCCCCCGGAGCCGCACGGCUGCAGAGUGCGACGUCCGCAUGAGCAAGUCCAAGUCCGACAACCAGAUCAGUGACAGAGCUGCUCUGGAGGCCAAGGUGAAGGACCUGCUUGCGCUGGCUAAGACCAAGGACGUGGAGAUCUUGCACCUGAGGAAUGAGCUCCGAGACAUGCGAGCUCAUCUGGGUCUUGGCGAGGACGACCCCUCAGAGGGUGAUGACAAGUCCGAGAAGGAGGCCGUGGCUACCCACCCACCCACCGAUGUGGAGUCCACAUUGCUGCGUCUACAGGAACAGAACGCCGCCAUCCGGGAGGAGCUCAACCAGCUCAAGAAUGAGAACCGGAUGCUCAAGGACAGGCUGAACGCGCUGGGCUUCUCCCUGGAGCAGCGGCUUGACAGCUCUGAGAAACUCUUUGGCUACCAGUCCCUGAGCCCUGAGACCACUCCCGGGAACCAGAGCGACGGUGGGGGGACCCUGACCUCGUCUGUGGAGGGCUCCACCCCCGGCUCCGUGGAGGACCUGCUGAGCCAGGAUGAGAGCACACUCAUGGAGCACCAGCACAGCAACUCGCUGGACAACCUGGACAGUGAGUGCAGCGAGGUCUACCAGCCGCUGACCUCGAGUGACGACGCCCUGGAUGCCCCAUCGUCCUCUGAGUCAGAGGGCGCCCCGAGCAUUGAGCGCUCUCGCAAGGGCAGCAGUGGCAACGCCAGCGAGGUGUCGGUGGCCUGCCUGACAGAGCGCAUCCACCAGAUGGAGGAGAACCAGCACAGCACGAGCGAGGAGCUGCAGGCCACGCUGCAGGAGCUGGCCGACCUGCAGCAGAUCACCCAGGAGCUCAACAGCGAGAAUGAGCGGCUGGGCGAGGAGAAGGUCAUCCUCAUGGAGUCGCUGUGCCAGCAGAGCGACAAGCUGGAGCACUUGAGCCGCCAGGUGGAGUACUUCCGCUCGCUCCUGGAUGAGCACCACCUCGCCUACGCCGUGGAGGAGGAUGUCAAGAGCGGCCGCUACCUGGAGCUGGAGCAGCGCUAUGUGGACCUAGCUGAGAAUGCCCGUUUUGAGCGUGAGCAGCUACUGGGCGUACAGCAGCACCUGAGCAACACGCUGAAGAUGGCCGAGCAGGACAACAAGGAGGCCCAGGAGAUGAUUGGGGCCCUGAAGGAGCGUAACCACCACAUGGAGCGGCUGAUCGAGGCCGAGCAGAAGGGCAAGGCUGCCUUGGCCACCACACUGGAAGAGUAUAAGGCCACCGUGGCCAGCGACCAGAUGGAGAUGAACCGCCUCAAGGCCCAGCUGGAGAACGAGAAGCAGAAGGUGGCAGAGCUGUACUCCAUCCACAACUCCGGGGACAAAUCAGACAUCCAGGACCUCCUAGAGAGCGUGCGGCUGGACAAGGAGAAGGCAGAGGCCCUGGCUGGCAGCCUGCAGGAGGACCUGGCUCACACGAGGAAUGAGGCCAACCGCCUGCAGGACACCAUUGCCAAGGUGGAAGAUGAGUAUCGGGCCUUCCAAGAAGAGGCUAAGAAGCAGAUGGAGGACCUGAACCUGACCUUGGAGAAGUUACGAGCAGAGCUGGAGGAGAAGGAGACUGAGAGGAGUGACAUGAAGGAAACCAUCUUUGAGCUCGAGGACGAGGUGGAACAGCACCGGGCUGUGAAGCUGCAUGACAACCUCAUCAUUUCUGACCUCGAGAAUACAGUCAAAAAGCUCCAGGAUCAGAAGCACGACAUGGAGAGAGAGAUCAAGACGCUACACAGGAGACUGCGGGAAGAGUCUGCAGAGUGGCGGCAGUUCCAGGCUGAUCUGCAGACUGCUGUCGUCAUCGCCAAUGACAUUAAGUCUGAAGCCCAGGAGGAGAUCGGCGACCUGAAGCGCCGGCUCCAUGAGACUCAAGAGAAAAACGAGAAGCUCACCAAAGAGCUGGAGGAGAUCAAGUCACGCAAGCAGGAGGAGGAACGAGGCCGGGUGUAUAACUACAUGAAUGCAGUUGAGAGAGAUCUGGCUGCCCUACGGCAGGGGAUGGGGCUGAGUCGGAGGUCCUCGACGUCCUCGGAGCCCACCCCCACUGUCAAGACCCUCAUCAAGUCCUUCGACAGUGCAUCCCAAGUGCCGAAUCCUGCAGCAGCUGCAAUUCCUCGAACUCCUCUGAGUCCAAGCCCUAUGAAAACGCCCCCUGCAGCAGCUGUUUCCCCCAUGCAGAGACAUUCCAUCAGUGGACCAAUCUCGACCACCAAGCCCCUGACAGCGCUGACGGAUAAGAGGCCCAAUUACGGAGAGCUCCCCGUUCAAGAGCACCUGCUCAGGACCUCGUCCACCAGCCGACCAGCGUCACUUCCCAGAGUGCCCGCGAUGGACAGCUCCAAGACCAUCUCAGUGUCCCGCCGGAGCAGCGAAGACAUAAAACGGGACAUCUCUGCACCCGAGGGUGCGACACCAGCCUCACUUAUGGCCAUUGGAACCACAUCACCUCAGCUCUCUCUGUCAUCGUCACCCACCGCAUCCGUGACACCCACUACCCGUAGCCGCAUACGAGAAGAAAGGAAGGACCCUCUAUCAGCACUGGCCAGAGAAUAUGGUGGCUCCAAGAGAAAUGCCCUGCUCAAGUGGUGCCAGCGGAAGACAGAAGGUUACCAGAACAUCGACAUCACCAACUUCAGCAGCAGCUGGAAUGACGGGCUGGCUUUCUGCGCCCUCCUGCACACAUACCUGCCAGCACACAUUCCCUACCAGGAGCUCAGCGGCCAGGACAAGAGACGGAACUUCACGCUGGCCUUCCAGGCGGCGGAGAGCGUCGGCAUCAAGUCCACCCUGGACAUCAGCGAGAUGGUACGGACGGAGCGGCCAGACUGGCAGAACGUGAUGCUGUAUGUGACAUCCAUCUACAAGUACUUCGAGACCUGA
Molecule: messenger RNA, 3390 nt
Organism: Elephantulus edwardii (Cape elephant shrew)
Lineage: Eukaryota; Metazoa; Chordata; Mammalia; Macroscelidea; Macroscelididae
Gene: SPECC1L
Product: sperm antigen with calponin homology and coiled-coil domains 1-like
Exons: 15
Coding region: 34-3390 (1118 amino acids)
Biological process (GO): actin cytoskeleton organization
Cellular component (GO): microtubule organizing center; filamentous actin
Molecular function (GO): protein binding
Source: RefSeq, a predicted model, not a curated record